This is a messenger RNA of Truncatella angustata, 855 nucleotides long. RefSeq lists its product as uncharacterized. The coding region runs from base 1 to 855 and encodes 284 amino acids. Gene Ontology annotation, molecular function: oxidoreductase activity. The record is from RefSeq and is a predicted model, not a curated record. Lineage: Eukaryota; Fungi; Ascomycota; Sordariomycetes; Amphisphaeriales; Sporocadaceae. The transcript has a single exon.
AUGGCCAUAACACCCGACCCCGUCCCACGCGGCCCCGUGACCGCUAACAUCAACUUCGCCCAUCGCCCCGGCCCGGGCCAGACAGCCAUAAACUAUGUAGAGGACCCCCCGGCCGGCGAGCCCAAGCGUAAUCUCGUCGUGAACGCCCAAGACGUCAUCAUCGAGGAUAUCCGGGGCCGGGAAUCGCAGUUCAACCUAGACACGGACGCCUUCGCCGCCAUCUCGGGCGUGCCGCCGUCCGCGGAGAGAGACUUUGUAGACGAUGCCAGCAUCGCGGCCAACUAUUACCCGGAGGUGGAGCAGUUCCUGCUGGACCGCAUCCCCGGCAGCAACCGCAUUUUCAUCUUCGACCACACGAUCCGGCGUGCCGGCCCGGACGCCAAGCGCCAGGCCGUGCUGAACGCGCACAUUGAUCAGACGCCCGUGUCGGCGCCGCAGCGGGUGCGCAAGCACCUGCCCGAUGAAGCUGAACGGCUCCUGCAGGGCCGCUUUCGCAUUGUGAACGUGUGGAGAUCUCUGAACAAAGGUCCUGUGGAAUCGACCCCGUUGGCUUUUGCCAGUUCAUCAACGUUCAGGACCGAGGAUGCCGUUCCGGUGGAGCACAGGUACCCAAAUGGGUAUACGGGGCAGACCGCCGCGAUUGCUCAUAACGCGGGCCAGAAAUGGUAUUAUUGGAGCGGCAUGACUGGUAACGAGAGGCUGUUGCUCGAAUGCUUUGAUUCUGAAGGAAUUAAGGAUGGCUCAGGGGUAAAGGGGGGCCGUGUGCCACACACAGCAUUUGUGGACCCACGGACUCGGGAUGGAGCCGAGGGACGGGAGAGUAUAGAGGUUCGAGCUCUGGUUUUCGGGCCAUGA